GUCCGUCAUUUUUAUACAGAAAUUUACGCGGUGUUGUGUGGCGGUCGAAAUCCAACGCGGAGUCAGUUUCCCGAUUGUUGCGACAAUUUCUGGAUCCGUUUCUGCUACAAUUUUGGACUGGAACCUUGAGAGAUAUCACCCGCGGUAAAAGUGUAAUCGUUUGUUUGUUGCGUUCCGCUAAAAAAACGUUUUCGAAUCUUUGAAAAUUCUGCUGGUUGGCUGCUGCUGCUUGUGCCAAUUUGUUUGCUUCCUAGUGCAAGUGAGACAGCAAGCAAGACGUGACUCGGCUGUCGCGGCGCGAUCUUUGACAGAGUGACAAAAGCCGGGUGUGCGAGAGAGAUCACUAGAUUGACGGCGGGUCCGAAGGAGCUGUCAAUUUUCCUUGCUUGGCUUUCACAUCGGUCGGUGUUCAGGUUUGCAGACGCUUCCGACGAAAAAGUGUCCAAAUUCCGUGUAUUUUCGAUCCGAAUUGUGUUUUUAGUGCGUCGCAAGCGAAGCGCUUGAGGAGAGCGAAGAUGUUGCAGAAGAAACCUGCCGGCGGAAUGUACGAUCCGAUGAUAAUUCCUCGGGUCAAGCAGUACCUUGAGGAAAAUGUGCACCAAACUUACGUUGACGUUGGGGUAAUGGCCCGGGAGCUGCAGGAACGCUACCGGGAGUAUAACCGUCGCAAGGCUGUCCCAUUCCGUUUGUUGGUGGAGCAGGCUUACAAAACCGUUCUCCACAGCUACGGGCUGGACAGCAAUCCGUCGAGCGAGAACGAAGAUGACGGGAACUCUGAUCUGGAGGUCAUGGAAGACGGUGCCGGCGGAGGCGGUAAUGCUAACCACAUGAAUGAUACACUGACCAACAUGUACAUGAACAAUAAGAAUAAACCCUCAGGUGGAGGCGCUGGAGGCAACGAUGGCGAAGCGAUCGACAUCAGCAGCGACGAGGACGAUGAGGGCGCGGAUUCGCGCGACAAAGACAAAGCUGUUUCGACAACGAGCAACAGUAUGAGACUUAUUGAAACGCAAAUUGCUUCUAACAAGCACAUUACGGUAACAAAGGUGACCCGUGCCGAAAAGCCCAGAUCUGGUGAUGAAGCGGUUGAUUCCAGUAAUGGUAGUUCGAACGGUCCGAGGCGACCAGCUGAACAACUGCCAGCCAGUCAAGCCAAGCGCCGACGUUUGGACCAGCCCCAAAUUUCGGAAGUUAGCAACAGUUCCAACCCUCUGUUGCCACAGCCGACUCCAAGGCCUGCAACGCUUAACAAUAGAAGUGCUGGUACAGGACGCACAGAAUCCAAUAAUGCACCAACGGCAGCUCCGCGUUCGAAACGCUUUAAAAAGGAAGUGUGGGCACGUUUUGUAGAAACCACGUUUGAUGAUGUUGGCGGAAUGGAUAGAAUUUUGCGCGAUCUUUGUGAAUUAUUGCUUCAUGUGAAGCAUCCGGAAGUUUAUCGCCACGUGGGUUUACCUCCACCUCGGGGAUUCCUUCUACAUGGACCACCAGGAUCGGGCAAAACAUUGCUGGCGCAUGCAAUUGCUGGGCAAUUGAAAAUCGGUCUGGUGGAAGUACCAGCCACUGAGCUGGUAGCCGGAGUUUCUGGAGAAUCCGAGGAACGUAUUCGGGAAGUAUUUGAACAAGCAGCGGUCCUUUCGCCUUGUGUACUUUUCAUUGACGAAAUCGAUGCCAUCUCAUCGAACCGAGUAAAUGCACAGAAGGAUAUGGAACGUCGGAUUGUAGCCCAGUUAUUGACCAGUCUUGACAAUUUGCCCAAACUGGAGGGCGGUGAUGGUGUGCUGGUGAUCGGGGCCACAAAUCGACCGGAUGCCCUGGAUCCUGCUCUGCGCCGUGUUGGACGAUUUGAUCAGGAAAUUUCUCUGGGAAUUCCCGACCGGGAAGCGCGGGCUCAAAUUUUAAAGAUUAUUUGCAAGAACUUGAAAAUUGAGCGGAAUAUCGAUUUCGAUGAAUUAGCUAAGCUGACACCUGGCUAUGUGGGAGCUGAUUUGCUCGCGUUGGCUACCAGAGCAGCAACCACGGCUAUCAAGAGAAUGUUAACGGAGCGUGAGCGACAGUCGCUCAUCGCAGAACAUAAAAGAAAGCUAGAACAAGAGGCAUCUCGUCGCAAAAAGGAACAAGAGCUGCUGCAUAAGAAGGAUGAUGACGAUGAUGAUGUGAUGGAAGUACAAGAAGCAGCUCCAACUGUCGAAACUAACAAAAGUAAAUUUAAUGGCAACGUUUCAGUUGAUGACGUUGUUGCCGUUGAAGAUGAUGUUGAAGAAGUGGUGAAUUUAGAUGACGACAAGGAUGAACCUAAAGAAGUCGAUAAUAAAGAAGCUGAUAACAAAGAAGCCGAUAAGAAAGAAGCCGAGGUAGGUAACAGCACCGAAGUGCCAGCCGGUGCGGAGAAGAAAACAGACGAGGAUAAGAAGGAUGAAGAAGUAAAAGCAGACGAGAAAAAAGAUGAAGAGAACAAGGUUGAGGAAGAAGCUAAGGUUGAUUCUGCUGAAGCUAAACCAGCUGAUGCAAAACCUGCUGAAGAAGAAAAGAAAAACGAUGACGAAGCGAAGGAAGCAGUUGAAAGUGAAAAGAAACCAGAAGACGAAGCAAAACCAGAAGAACCAAUGGUUGUCGAUGGGGAUGUGGAAAUGGUGGCUGAUAGCAGCACGUCUGUUGAUAAGCUCGAGUCCGAAGUUCCAAAAUCUACUACUGAGGAAGCAGAAAGAUCAUUAACGGUCGAGUCGAGUGAAGCUGAGAAGAAGGUUGAUGAACCGAUGGAAACUGAAAAGAAUGAAGCCGUGGAAUCCUCAGUGAAGGAACCCGAGCAAACCCCAACGGAGCUUACCGAAACAGUAGAGGAAACCGAUCCCACGCCAGUUGUUGAGGAGCGACCCCCCACUCCUGUUCUUACUUUGGAGAAAAUGAUGCAUCUCUUGUUAGAUCAAUCUAAUCCUUUGCCAGAUGACGAAUUAGAGACCCUCUGUAUAGAACGGGUAGACUUCCUGGAGUCGUUAAAAUCAGUUCAACCUUCUGCCAAGCGUGAGGGUUUCAUAACCGUCCCAGAUGUUACGUGGGACGACAUCGGCUCUUUGGGUGACAUUCGCGAAGAACUAAAACUGGCUAUCCUUGCUCCGGUAAAAUUCCCACAGCGCUUGAAACAACUUGGCCUUAGCUCUCCUUCCGGAGUGUUGCUAUGUGGCCCACCUGGGUGCGGUAAAACGCUUCUAGCUAAGGCUGUGGCCAAUGAAGCUGGAAUCAAUUUUAUUUCCGUUAAAGGUCCCGAAUUGUUGAACAUGUAUGUUGGUGAGUCAGAACGCGCUGUUCGCCAGUGUUUCCAACGUGCUCGUAACUCAGCUCCGUGUGUCAUCUUUUUCGAUGAAUUUGACUCACUGUGUCCCAAGCGGUCAGAUACCUCCGAGGGUAGUGCCGGAAUGCGAGUGGUGAAUCAAUUGCUAACCGAAAUGGAUGGUAUCGAGGAUCGAAAGGGUGUGUUUCUGAUGGCAGCCACCAAUCGACCAGACAUCGUAGAUCCUGCUGUUCUUCGUCCCGGACGAUUGGAUAAAAUUCUCUACGUUGGUUUGCCUGCAGUAGACGACCGGGUAGACAUUCUACGAGCACUCACUAAAAACUCUACUAAACCUCCAUUGGCCGAUGACGUUGACCUGACAACUGUUGCACGACUAACCGAAGGUUACACCGGUGCCGAUUUGGCGGGGCUGGUGAGACAAGCAUCUUUGCAAACGUUGAAGGAUUCGAUUGCUGAAUGCAGUAGUGACGACACAGCCUCAAGCGAUUCGGAACAGGAUCUUAAAGUGGCGAUGCUGCACUUCCAGGAGGCGAUACGCAGCAUCAAACCUUCGGUCAAUGAAGAGGACAAGAAGCACUAUGAAAGAUUGAAGAGAAAAUAUGGCGCAGCAUCCGCGCCACAGUAAACAAAGGACUCCUCUAGAUUUUGUAAGGUCAUGAUUUAGCACUUUAGAGUUUAAGUGUCACAGAAUUACUGGGACAUCCAUUAUAUUUGUAACAGCAAGUUGCAUUGAAUGAAUAGUCAAGCGUGCAGUGAGUUAGGGCGUUGAUUCCGGAAUUAACACAUAAAAAUAAUUAAUACGAACAAGUUAGAAAUGCAGAACAUUCAACUCUGAAUGGUAAUGGAAUGCAGUGUGCAUUUAGCAUCAGACUUAACAAUAAAGUAGAUGGAAAAUAAGCAAAACUCAAUCGACCAGGAAUGCGCGACAGGUUUAUUAGUGAAACAAUUUAGGAAUCCCCACCCCGUCUGAAGUAUGUAGUGGACGUUGUUCGUUCUCUUUUAGUUAUUGAAACUAUUACCUAUAUAUUCUGUUCAAAUAAUCGUAUCGACCACAAAGUUUGACUGGUGUGAAGGCAAUUAGAAAACACUUCAUUUUCCUUUUUCUUUCAUUGAUACAAAUAAUAGAUUUGACAAAAAUUGACGUACAGGAUGUAAAAGUAUAUAAAAUAAAAGAAAAAUCUCCUAA
Armigeres subalbatus is the source of this 4475-nucleotide messenger RNA. It is a transcript of the gene smid, whose product is annotated as nuclear valosin-containing protein-like. Gene Ontology annotation, cellular component: nucleus. Gene Ontology annotation, biological process: ribosome biogenesis. The record is from RefSeq and is a predicted model, not a curated record. Bases 516 to 3914 code for a protein of 1132 amino acids. Lineage: Eukaryota; Metazoa; Arthropoda; Insecta; Diptera; Culicidae. Gene Ontology annotation, molecular function: ATP hydrolysis activity; ATP binding; RNA binding. The transcript has 7 exons.